AUGGAGAAGUGGCCCUCAAAAGCAGAGUGCCAGAGAGUGGCAGUGGCGACCAGAGUGGUAGGAGCAGCAAUUUAUCCGUGUGUAGUCCCAAACUGGAACGAAGAUGCUAAAGUGAAGACGCUGACCGGAAAGGAGAUUAAGAUUGACAUUGAACCUACAGAUAAGGUGGAGCGAAUCAAGGAGCGUGUGGAGGAGAAACAGGGAAUCCCCCCACAACAGCAGAGGCUCAUCUACAGUGGCAAACAGAUGAAUGAUGAGAAGACAACAGCUGAUUACAAGAUUUUAGGUGGUUCAGUCCUCCACCUCAUGUUGGCUCUGAGAGGAGGAGGUGGUCUUAGGCAGUGA
Molecule: messenger RNA, 345 nt
Organism: Callithrix jacchus (white-tufted-ear marmoset)
Lineage: Eukaryota; Metazoa; Chordata; Mammalia; Primates; Cebidae
Source: RefSeq, a predicted model, not a curated record